Cervus elaphus (red deer) is the source of this 417-nucleotide messenger RNA. RefSeq lists its product as uncharacterized. The coding region runs from base 1 to 417 and encodes 138 amino acids. The transcript has a single exon. The record is from RefSeq and is a predicted model, not a curated record. NCBI's taxonomy places the organism in Eukaryota, Metazoa, Chordata, Mammalia, Artiodactyla, Cervidae.
AUGGUGGCCUGGAGGGUCCUGGCGUUCACACUCGGGAGUCCACGGCCCACCACCCAGCCGCCCCCUGACAGAGCAGCCUGCCGACGGCGCUGCGUCCCCCUCUGCUCGGCUGUGCGGGAAGAAGGCAGUGGCCCUGGGCCCGACUUACAGGGCGGGCCGGAGGAAGCGGCCAGGUACCUGGCGAGCCAAGAGUUAACGGCGGCAGAGUGGAGGAUGGAGGAGCUACACGCGGCCGCCUGCGCGGCUGGCCAGGUAAACUAUGUGGACCCAGCUACUGGCUACAUGGUGUUAAUCCAGCUGGCCCACUUGCAGAGAGGCCAGUGCUGCGGCUCAGCCUGUAGACACUGUCCAUAUGGUCAAAUCGAUGUUAAAGACCCAUCCAAAAAGAAGCAGUUCAAUUCAUAUUUUUAUGUGUGA